AUGCUUUUAUCAUUUAAUUUAACCAUUACGAAGCACAUCAACAGGUAUUUUUUAACGUUAAGUGGCGCAUUGCUUGCAAAAAGGACAUGGCAAACAAACAUGAAAAGGAAAACAUACAGAUCAAAAAAAAGGAAGAAGUUUAUAAGAUUGAAAGAAACGUUAAUUAGAAUACAGUGA
Messenger RNA from Plasmodium gonderi, 177 nucleotides. RefSeq lists its product as hypothetical. Bases 1 to 177 code for a protein of 58 amino acids. The record is from RefSeq and is a predicted model, not a curated record. NCBI's taxonomy places the organism in Eukaryota, Apicomplexa, Aconoidasida, Haemosporida, Plasmodiidae. The transcript has 2 exons.